CAAUGACUAUCUUAUUGAUAAGCACUGUGGGAAGAGGACCUGUCAACUGACGCUACAAUUUGAACAUUUGGAUGGUGAAGUCCACCUCAUCAAAAGAUAGUCAGGUAUAAUGGCCAACAGCAAGUUUUCCAGCUUUGUUUUCACCGUAAUAGAUCUGGCAGGAAUAAAUCAUGAAACAAAAAGAAAGAGAAUUGAAUGUACAAAACAAAUGGAAGAAGCGCUUAAAAAUACUAGUAAAAGAAAUAUGGACCAAUCUUUUGAAACAAUCCUCACUGGAAGUAAAUCAGAGGGUGUCUUACCAAUGUGGUGUGGUAGUGACCUGGACAGGAUGCAAGUGUUUAACAAUACAAUAUGUGUUGAUGAAGCCAAUUUGGGAACAAAAUGCAAUUUUGACAUUUUAGUAGCUGAAUAUGAAAAUACACCACCUGGGUAUAUUAGAGUUAGACAUAAAUAUAGAAGUAAUGACAUAACUAAGGAGUCAAUGUUAUUGCAAAAAUCAUACUGGUAUGGAUCAACGGGUGGAGCACCUUUCAUAUCUAGUAAAUUAAUUACAGAAAACUAUUUAAAUUUUGCAGAAUUAUAUCAGCCACCAGACGCAGCUGGAAUAACUAUAAAAAACUCAUCAGUAAGAAACAAUGGCCCUUCCGUAACAAAUCAGACAACAGUUCAUGCAUAUUCUUGUGAGUAUACACAAGAAUUUGACAAUGUCCUUGCUAUAUACUUUUACAACUCAAGCAUUUUAAAUGAUUGGUCUACAAGAGCUAGAUAUAACGACUGGCCUUCAGAAGAACUUAUACAUGAGGUUUCCACUACAGAAGGAUACAUAAUCCCUGUAGGUGAAAAAAAAAGUGCAACCGAACAUCUUGAAUGGAGGAUAUCCCAUGUUACUGCAGAGAAAAAAUUACUGAUGGCAUUUAAUAGCACUCAAGACAAACUAUAUAUAAUUCUAAAAUUAUUCUCAAAAUUAGUGUUUUCUUCGGUCAGCAAAUCAUUUUCGUCAUAUAUGGUAAAAAACGUUGUUCUUUGGAUGGCAGAAAUUUACCCAAGCCAUUAUUUUACACCUGACCUUUUCAUUGCUCAACUUUUACAAAGCUUUAAUUUCAUAAAGCAGUGCUUAAUUAAUAAUCACUUACCAAGUUACAUGUUGCCAAAAAAAAAUUUAAUAGCUGGAAGGUUAUUUGGCCAUGAAAAACGUGAUCUGAUAAUACUUCUUUCAUCCUUAAUUGACGAAGGUGCAUUUGUGAUUUACAGAAUUCCAAAAUUGGCAGCAUGCAUAACCUAUGCAUCAAUGCAGCCCAACCUAUUUGCUCAAUAUGGUAUCUGGCGACACUGUGUAGAAAUACAAUACUUGUCACUUCAUAGAAAUUUUUUAUUGAAUAUAGAAAAAGACGAGGACUUUAGUAUUUCAGUUUAUUCAAAUCCGUUUGCCGCUUCUGCUGCUCGGUUAGUGAACAAUCCACAGGUAUUUAUUGAUUAUUUGAUGCUUUUUAAUCUUAUCAUUCCUGAUUGUUUAGAAUUACAUCCUAAUGUCAAUAUAGACCAAGCGUUUCAUCUGUUUCACAAAAGAUUAUAUUGUGCACACAAAUGUUGUUUUCUGUAAUAGGGAACAAUCUAAAUAGGGAACAAUUUGGAUAGGGAACAAUUUAAAUUGGCAACAAUUUGAAUAGGGAACAAUUUGGAUAGGCAACAAUAUGAAUAGGGAACAAUUUGGAUUAUUUCAGUGUCAAGUUGAAAUAAGAGCAACACAUACCUACAUGAGAGAAAAAAAAUAUUGUUAGAUUGUGUUGAAGAGUGAAACAAUUAAUUGAACUGGUAUACAUGUAUAUGGUGAAAUAAAUUUAUCUUGUUGUAGUGAAAUUAUUUUUUUAUGACAUGAUCAAUUGAUUUGAUUUUUACAAUGUAAAUUAAAUGUUUUUACAAUAUACUUAAAUACAGUGUAA
Messenger RNA from Ruditapes philippinarum (Manila clam), 1940 nucleotides. RefSeq lists its product as uncharacterized. The transcript has 2 exons. The record is from RefSeq and is a predicted model, not a curated record. The coding region runs from base 110 to 1600 and encodes 496 amino acids. Lineage: Eukaryota; Metazoa; Mollusca; Bivalvia; Venerida; Veneridae.